AUGGCUGCUCCUGACUCCGACUCCAAACCUCUUUUCUCUCUGGACUCGUACCAUGUCUCCGCAGAGCUUGGCUUCAUCCUCCCGGAUCCUCUGGUAGAGCUUCCACCUUACUACCAACCAUGGAUGGAUAUUGCCCUACGAGUCCCAGAGCUCGUGGACUCUCACGAGUUGCGCUUCCAUAUUAAUGAAAUGCCGCUGCUGAGCAGCCAGUUUCUGCAGAAACACCGGGAGUUACGGCUGGCCCACCUGGCCCUCAGCAUGAUCACCAUGGGUUACGCCUGGCAGGAGGGAGAGAACGACACAGUCAAGAUGCUGCCACAUAACCUGGCAGUCCCAUACUGGGAGGUGUCACAGCGCUUAGGACUUCCCCCAAUUCUCACCCAUGCAGAUGCAGUACUUGCUAACUGGAAGAAGAAGGAUCCAGAGGGGCCUUUUGAAAUAGAGAACCUAGAGCUGCUGUUCAGCCUCCCGGGUGGAGACAGUGUGCGAGGUUUCUUUAUGGUUACUCUGCUGGUGGAGCUGGCAGCAGUCCCUGCUCUGAGGAACAUUCCCGUUGUGAUCAACGGUGUCAGGUGUGGAGACACCGAGGCUGUGGCCACAGCCCUGGAGGCCGUCUGCCAGUCUCUACAGGACAUGACCGAUGCACUCAAACUGAUGCAGGCGUACGUGGAGCCUUCGGUCUUCUAUGGCAUCAUGAGGAUCUACCUGUCUGGGUGGAAAGACAACCCCUGUAUGCCAAAGGGUCUUGUUUAUGAAGGGGUGCGGGCCGAGCCGAUGGAGUUCUCAGGCGGGAGCGCGGCACAGAGCAGCCUGCUGCACUGCUUCGAUGAACUUCUGGGAGUCAAACACGAAGCAAAAAGUGGUGCCUUUCUAACCCGCAUGAGGAACUACAUGCCGCCUGCCCACAGGCAGCUGAUCCAGGACAUCUCGUCGCGGCCCUCCCUGAAGAGUUUUGUCCAGCAGCAGGCCAGCGAGCGGCUGCGCCAGGCCUUUCAGCACUGCGUCACAAAGCUGUUGGCCCUGCGCAGCUACCACAUCAACGUCGUCAGCCGCUUCAUCACUGUACCCGCUGCCCGCGCACGACAACUUCGACACCAGAGGCAGGAGCUAGAGGCGGAGGUGAUCAGCAGAGCGCCCGCAGCGUUAGAGGAGAGGGGCACCGGCGGCUCCGGCAUCAUGACCUUCCUUAAGACAGUGAGGGACCAAACAAAAGUCGCUCUGCUGCCCGAGAUGAGCAAAGAAACGAUGCCCCACAGCUGAUGUGAGCCGUCGUCACACCUCAGGAUACGCAGCAGAGAGUCAA
Perca flavescens (yellow perch) is the source of this 1303-nucleotide messenger RNA. It is a transcript of the gene ido1, whose product is annotated as indoleamine 2,3-dioxygenase 1. The record is from RefSeq and is a predicted model, not a curated record. The transcript is spliced from 10 exons. Lineage: Eukaryota; Metazoa; Chordata; Actinopteri; Perciformes; Percidae. The coding region runs from base 1 to 1260 and encodes 419 amino acids. Gene Ontology annotation, cellular component: cytoplasm. Gene Ontology annotation, molecular function: L-tryptophan 2,3-dioxygenase activity; indoleamine 2,3-dioxygenase activity; metal ion binding. Gene Ontology annotation, biological process: 'de novo' NAD+ biosynthetic process from L-tryptophan.